UGUUAUGAGUGUGCACUGAUGGUAAUGCUGAAACAUUUUUGUUAGCUCCCUUCGGUAAAACGUUGGGAUGGGGAUGGGUGGCUGAUGGUGGAGGUUGUUGUUGGAAGGGGUGCAGGGUGUAAGUAGGAAGGCUGAAAUCAGUGUUCCCAUAGAAACCAUUGUAUUUCCCUCCCCUGUGAUUGGUGCUGCCGUCUUGUGCAAGUAUCUGCUAUUUCUGUGAUGCAACAAGGCCCCAGACACGAGUGUAGUCACAGGACACACACGCACACAUACACACACACUUUCAAAUGUCAUUUCCUGUUUUGCCUUAACCCUAUUAAGGCCCAUACAUUUCGUUAUACUGGACUACUGUAUAUGUUAGCAGCAUAGAAAUUGUUAGCAUUUUAUUUUAUCAAUGGAUUGCUUUACAUGACAUCAUGCACCUCUGGAUAUGGCAGCAGCCGGCAGAUGGAGGUUGUUUCUUUUUCAGCAAUCAGCAAAGCUGCUCUCAUUCCAGCCAGAUAGUCAGUCCAUUCUUUAACACUUUGUUCAAGACAAAUUUUGACACCUGCGUGUUCCAUAUUGUACAUGCUCUAUGUUCAAUAUGUUAUACGUAUAGUAUAUAUGUAUACCUUUUAGAUCAGUACUUCAUAACACAAAUUUAUUAAAUGAAUAUCUUAAGUUGGUUUGGGCCAACUGCCGUCAUGGCAUUAUAUUGAAAAUACAAACAAAUCAGAAAUAUGGGAUUCUUUCAUUACAGAAAUGGCAGCUGACUAUACCUCCAUGCUAAACACCAUAUACCCUAGGCUAAUAUUUGGCUAAGUUAAUGCUGAAGUGAGAGAUGUUUAAAUUGUGUAGGGAAUAGGGAUCAUUGUUUAUGAUGGCUACUUUGUCAUUAUGUCGUACCAUCGCCUCUGCAUUCAAAGUUUCUGUAUACACUGGCGGAUUUCCAGCUUUCAUUUUAGCACAACUAAAGGGAUUGGAAAAUGUAUGAAAUAGCUGAUGUGGUUUAUUAGGGCAAAACUAUCAAACACGAGUCGGUCUAGUGUCCCCGUUUUAAGCCUAGCGUAUUCUUACAAUCUGGACCACCCGGACAACUAUCCAGUAUGAAAUUCCAGGCCAAUAUGUAAUACCCCCUUCAAUCUGCCAUAGACCUCUAUGUACUCAGGCUGCUUUCUUUCUACAUAUAUGUUGGUGUACUAAUUGCUGGCAUUUUUAGAAAUUCUCAUUUGCAAUUGUGUGUGACUACAGGGCAGAAUUAGAAAUCAUUAUUAAUGAAUGACCAAACCAGCACAAGCUAUUUGUAAUUUAUAUGUGAAUGUCCCUUUUUUGUUCAUUGUGUAUUGUUUGUCUUAUUUAAUAGCCAAUUUAAAAUGGAGAGGAAGAAGAAGCAAUGAUGAGAAAAUCAGACAUUGUAUAGCAUUAGGACCUAGUGGAGAGUUGUGAGGUUGGGUGCUGUCUGCCCACCCAUCCUGCUUCUCAGCUCUGCAUGCUGCUGCAGUUGCCCUAGGCGCCUACUGAAGCCACUACGUGUGCAUGUGUGCACGUGUGCGUGCAUGUGCGUGCAUGUGAGUGCGUGCUGCGCGCGUACAUGUUUGGAAGGAAUUGGGCGGGCGGUCACCGUUAGAGGGGGAGGGUUUUAGGAGCAGGCAAUGACAAGAUGAAAGGGACCAGGUGCGGAGGAGAGACGGGAGUAUCACACUCUACCUCUUCUUCAACCCUUCCAUCCCUCCCUCAACCUCUCAACACACUGCACCCAACAUCCACAUCGCCUUUACAACUGGUCUGUGUGUGUGCGUGUGUGUGUGUGUGUGUGUGUGUGUGUGUGUAUGAGUGUGUGUUGUUGAGAGAGUCAUCGAAACAGGUCAGCGUUCCUCCAGCAGAGUAUGAAUCUGCACAGGACUGAGCAGCUCUUUUCUGGCAGAGCUCUGCCCAGAUAACCCUUUUUAGUGGUGUAUCCCAGUGGCUCCAUCUUCAGUGAAGCGGGGCAUCCUGUCGAGACCUUUGGUGCUCCGGCUGCCAUGAAAGAAUUAACUUCCUGCGCUUCUCUGUGGUACCCUACGGCGGGGGAGGAUGGGUGAUGGGCCCGUGAUACUCAGCGGACUCUCUCCUCCUCAUCCCAAACUCUCAUGGAAAACCUUGUCACACCGAGUGCCUCCUGCAACGCUUCCUUCCUGGGACUCUCCUCGGUUGCCCUCUCACCACAAGCAAAUGCUUCCAACGUGAGCCAAGCUGGACUAAAUGUGAAACAGUCCUUAACUCUCUGUGCCAUGCUAAUCAUGGACAUCCUGGCUGUGGUGGGGAACCUUGCCGUAAUGGUCAUCAUAAGCAAAACACCACAUCUGCGCAAAUUCGCCUUUGUGUUCCAUCUGUGCUUGGUGGACCUGCUGGCAGCGCUGGUGUUGAUGCCUCUCGGAAUGGUGCCCGAUCGCGUGUUGGCAGACGAGGUGAUCUGUCGAAGCUACCUCUGCUUGAGCGUUUGCCUGGUGAGCGCGGCCAUCCUCACCAUCUGUGCCAUCAACGUGGAGCGCUACUACUACGUCGUGUACCCCAUGCGCCACGAGGUGAAGAUGACGGUCACGGUGGUGGUUAUGGUAUUGGUGGGGGUCUGGGUUAAAGCCGUUGUCAUGUCAUUGCUACCUUUCCUUGGGUGGUUGCUCCAAGGAAACCAGGCUGUGCCCUCGAGUCCGCUGUCCAUCCCUGGUCAGGCACACUGCUCCCUCCACUGGGCAGGAGGCAGAACCACUCGUCUGAUCUUCAUGGUCUUUUUCACAUUUAUCUAUUUCCUGUGUCCUAUGUUAAUUAUUCUGGUGGUCUACUGCAACAUGUUCAAGGUGGCCCGAGUGGCAGCCAUGCAGCACGGCCCACUCCCUACUUGGAUGGACACGCCCCGGCAACGCUCUGAAUCCUCCAGCAGCCACUCUACUAUGGCCGUCAGCCUCGGAGGAACUUGCUCCCGCAACACUCCUCAUAGGACCUUCAGUGGUGGGAAGGCCGCCGUGGUUCUGGUGGCGGUGGGAGGCCAGUUCCUCUGCUGCUGGCUGCCAUACUUCUCUUACCAUCUCUAUUUGGCUGUGGUUUCUACCUCAUCUGCCUCGCUGGCCCAGCUGGAGGAUGUGGUCACGUGGAUCGGCUAUUUCUGCUUCACCUCCAACCCCUUCUUCUACGGCUGCCUCAAUCGUCAGAUUCGGGAGGAGCUCGGCCGCCACCUGGCCUGCCUUUUCAAGCGGGCUGGAUCUGGUCAGGGAGAACAGCUGCCCAGCCGUGAGGCCUCCAUCGAGGAGAACUUCAUGCAGUUCCUUCAGGGCACGGCGUGCAAUCUGGAGCCGUGUAACGCUCACAGCAGAGUGCGUCAAGAGGAGAUGGAACAUGAAGGCCUACAGGAGUCUUCUGCUCUGCGGAACACGCCAGCUGACUUCCACAUCCCAGGGCAAAUUCUUGAAGAAACCGCAGAGUUGAUACAACAUCAAAAACUGAACAAUCAACUCCAUGCACUGGGAAAUUCCAAAACUGUACCAGAGAUUUAGCUGCCCCACCCAUAUGAUCUAAUAAUCGAGUUAAAGACUUCAUUUUAAUUGAUGCACCAAUUGUCCAUCUACAUAUCUUGAAUGUG
Messenger RNA from Syngnathus acus (greater pipefish), 3592 nucleotides. RefSeq names its product G protein-coupled receptor 61 (gene gpr61). The record is from RefSeq and is a predicted model, not a curated record. Gene Ontology annotation, cellular component: plasma membrane; endosome; signaling receptor complex. The transcript is spliced from 3 exons. The coding region runs from base 2109 to 3506 and encodes 465 amino acids. NCBI's taxonomy places the organism in Eukaryota, Metazoa, Chordata, Actinopteri, Syngnathiformes, Syngnathidae. Gene Ontology annotation, molecular function: G protein-coupled receptor activity. Gene Ontology annotation, biological process: G protein-coupled receptor signaling pathway.